AUGACUGAGCUCAGAACUGAAUCCAGCGGUGGAUUGUCGCACAUCGUGAACUCCGGCCCCGUGUCGAUCAUGGCAUACUGUGGGUCUUCCAUUUUGAUGACCGUUACCAACAAAUUCGUGGUCAAUGGUGCCAACUUCAACAUGAACUUUGUCAUGUUGUUUGUGCAAGCCUUGGUGUGCACAGCGUGUCUUGCAGUGUUAAAAAUGCUUGGCUACGCCAAAUUCAGACCUCUCAACAAAACAGAUGUGAAAAAUUGGUUCCCCAUCUCACUUUUGCUUGUGGCCAUGAUCUACACGUCUUCGAAAGCGCUCCAGCACUUGGCAGUCCCCAUUUACACCAUUUUCAAGAACUUGACCAUCAUUUUGAUCGCUUACGGUGAAGUGUUGUUCUUUGGUGGUAAAGUCACCGCCAUGGAACUAUCGGCUUUCGUCGUGAUGGUGUUGUCGUCUGUCGUUGCAACUAUGGGAGAUCAGCAAGCCUUGUCCUCCAAAUCUGGUGUCGAGGCAGCUCAGGACCCUACUGCUGGCUACUUGUGGAUGUUCAGCAACUGCAUUGCCUCCGCUUUGUUUGUUUUGGUCAUGCGCAAAAGAAUCAAAUUGACAAACUUCAAGGAUUACGACACCAUGUUUUACAACAACAUCUUGGCCUUGCCUGUUCUUUUGGUCUCCUCUUUCAUCUUGGAGGACUGGUCUGCCGCUAACGUGUCUACCACUUUCACUCGGGAAUUCAUGACUGCUUUGAUCAUCUCCGGUUUGGCCUCUGUUGGUAUUUCCUACUGUUCCGGCUGGUGUGUGAGAGUCACAUCCUCUACUACCUACUCGAUGGUAGGUGCUCUUAACAAGCUACCUAUCGCUCUCUCAGGAUUGGUCUUCUUCGAUGCUCCAAAGAACUUUUUGUCCAUUUUCUCCAUCUUUUUGGGUUUCUUGGCUGGUUUGAUUUAUGUCGUUGCCAAACAGAAGAAACAACAACAAACUCCCAAGGCUUAA
Molecule: messenger RNA, 987 nt
Organism: Lachancea lanzarotensis
Lineage: Eukaryota; Fungi; Ascomycota; Saccharomycetes; Saccharomycetales; Saccharomycetaceae
Gene: VRG4
Product: LALA0S06e07734g1_1
Exons: 1
Coding region: 1-987 (328 amino acids)
Biological process (GO): transmembrane transport
Cellular component (GO): Golgi apparatus
Molecular function (GO): GDP-mannose transmembrane transporter activity; antiporter activity
Source: RefSeq, a predicted model, not a curated record